AUGUCGUGCACGCCCGGGUUGAUUACGUGGAAUAUUCCGCCCUUCGACACUGACAAGGUGAUGUGCCCCGAGUACAGUGAGGUGUGCACGAUAUCCGCCACCGGCAGCGGCGUGACCCCAGCGGUUGAAUGGGACGGCACGGAGAAGGAGUGGAGGAGAACGGCCCCUGCGGAAGCGCCGGAGCCGGAGACAGCGCCGCCGAGUAGCGACGUGAAGGUCGCUUCAGAGCCCGCUGGGGACUCCCUCCUCAGCGCGUCGGAGGAACAACACCAACAAAGGGGGGAAAAAGAUCCGCGACCUCAGUUGUCGCAGGAUGCAGACAGAGAGGCAGGCGAGGCGUCAGCACCUUCUAACAGCAUGCCCAACUCCGACGCAGAGGAAAACGAAAAGGCGGAGUACAAAAAAGAAAAGAAGGUGGAGGAGGAGGAAGAAAAGACAGAAGGCAGUGACGGUGCAUUGGCGCCCCCACCGUCGGCAGCACCGGAUGCGCCCAGUGCUCCUCGCACAGGCGCAGCUGAGCAGGCCGUCGGUGCGGAAACUUCAGAGCGGCAACGAGGGACCUCGACCCCCGCAGACGGUGCAGUCACGGCGGCCUCGGUGGCUGACGGCCAGGCACAGCAGGGCACUCCGUCGCACGAGCCAGAGAACGUUGGCGGCGUGCCGUCUGCUUCCGCCGCGCCCACCGGCGAGACGCCAAACGCUGCCGCCAAGGAAAAUGGCGCAGGCCCCCAAACUGCGGCGGACGCGGACGGCAGCCACGACGCACCCAGCAACGCCGCCACGGCACCCACGGCUCCGGCGCCUGGGCAGCAGCCAGGCACCCCGCCAACACGCGACGCAGCACCGCACUUAAGCAACAACUUCGCCGCCUUCAUGAACACCACAGGGCUGUUCCCGAUGAACACAGAGAGCGACGUCGCUGUGCGUGGGUGUGUGUCUUGGCCAACGCUGCUGACUCUUCUGGCGCUUUUUGGCGUCGCGGCAGGCUUCUGA
Trypanosoma conorhini is the source of this 993-nucleotide messenger RNA. Its product is annotated as surface protease GP63. Lineage: Eukaryota; Euglenozoa; Kinetoplastea; Trypanosomatida; Trypanosomatidae. The transcript has a single exon. The record is from RefSeq and is a predicted model, not a curated record. The coding region runs from base 1 to 993 and encodes 330 amino acids.